Penicillium brasilianum is the source of this 1266-nucleotide messenger RNA. Lineage: Eukaryota; Fungi; Ascomycota; Eurotiomycetes; Eurotiales; Aspergillaceae. The record is from the annotation of a GenBank genome assembly.
AUGUCAAUGGAUUUUCUACAGGUGUCCAGUCCGUCAAUCUUUCCGGUCAAAGACCUUGUCGGCGCCUUCAUAGCUCUCAAUCUUUGCGCCUGUGUCGUGGUCUUCGCAUGCCGGAAAUGGAAGUCCUUUGCCCAUCACACCGCUAGACCUGCUACCCCAGACCUGGAGAAACCAGCGUCAAAAUUCAGCAAUCGAGAGAAGAUAACACGUAAAUUUGGCGAGUGGAAGCCGUCGGAUUUCAAGAGGCCUACCGCGACACCUUUGCCAGACUGGGACGUUCACAAGUCCAAGCCGAUUCCGUAUCGGCCUUUUAGAUAUGGCCCGAAAUACUUUGUCACUAUGGGAUUGAGGAGUAUGAAGUGGGACGAAUGGAUUGAACUCGACAAUCAUUAUCUCAAAUACCACGCUGAUAAAAAGAAGCGCAUCGAAGAGCGUGGCGAGAAAUGCUACGGCACCGCACCGGAAGCAAUGGACGGCGCAAUCGAGCUUCUCGAAGAACUAUGCGACUACCUCCCCGAACGCUACCCAACAAUGUUCCAAAAGACCCCAACCGGCAUCACGAACACCAUCACCAACGAAACCUUCGACAUAACCCAGCGCCCCCUCCCAGAAGACCCCAUGGCCACAGCAGCGCGCCUAGUCCAAGACGACCUAGCCCUGAUGUUCGAACGCCCGGACGGCGAAUACUACCUCCUCGCCGGCGCAAUCCUGCUCGCCGGGUUCUGGCGUCUCAGCGAUAAAUUCGGCAUGCCACUCUCCGAAAUCCACACUUCGGGGAGCGUGCCCCAAUUCCAGGAGAAGCUCCAGCGCGGCAUGAUGAAUUUCUUCCGCCGACUAAAGCCCGAAGAGCCCGUGCUGAGGAACAACUAUUUCAUUCAGGUGGAUGAUAAUCUGCCGUGGUCGCACAGUAUUGGGUCUGAGGAUGCGGAGACGGUAUCGUGGAGUACAGCGGAGAAGAACAAGGCUAUUGAGCAUCACUUUUUCAGGUCGGAGAGGCAGUCUUUGAGGAGGUUGCCCAGGUCGGGGGCGGUUGUGUUUACUAUUCGAACGUAUUUUGAGCCCAUUACGGAGAUUGUUAAGGAGCCGUACGUUCCGGGCCGGUUGGCUUCUGCGAUUCGGAGUUGGGGGGAUGAUGUUUCGAGGUAUAAGGGGAAGGCAAAGUAUGAGGAGGUGCUGUUGGAGUAUUUGGAUGCAAAGCAUGAGGAGCAGGUGAAGGCGGGAUUGGAGUUGGAUAAGGAGGAUGAAGUGCGGAGUUAUCCUUUAUGA